CGCGGUUCCACGGAACACGUGUACAAUAUACCUAUUUGCCGAUCUAUGUGCCGCCUGGUGUCGCCAAUGUUUACGGCGAUCGGCAAUUCGCGCAUCAUGAUCAUUCGUUGCCUGGAAGAGGAAGAGGAAGAGGAAGAGGCGCCGAGUGUUUACAAGAUAAUGACGGACCCAACAGUCACAGCGGCCACGGCGGCCACUGUGCCAACAACGGCCCCGACACCCACGGCGGUCAUUACGGCGGCGACGACGACGGCUACGGUGGCCACGGUGACGACGACGACAACGGCCACGGUGGCCACGGUGGCGACGACGACAACGGCCACGGUGGCGACGACGACAACGGCUACGGUGGCCGCGGUGGCCACGAUGGCGACAACGACAACGACAACGACAACGGCCACGGUGGUCACGGUGGCUACGAUGGCGACAACGACAACGACAACGGCCCCGACGGCCGUGGUGACGGCAACGGCAACGACCCCGACGGCCAUAGCGACAACAACGACAACGGCGACAACGAUUCCGAUGGCCACGAUGGCCACGGCGGCGAUGUCGGGAACCGUACCAAUUAUAUUAACCCCAGAACAGUUGCAGUCAAUAGUACAAGGGGCAAUUCUCGCCUCUCAGAGAGGAAGUUGGAGGGGAAGAUGGAGAGGUAGAGGAAGAGGAAGAGGAAGAGGAAUAGGAAGAGGAAGAGGUUACAACAACAGAAGCCGAGGUAGAGGC
This is a messenger RNA of Vollenhovia emeryi, 726 nucleotides long. Its product is annotated as N66 matrix protein-like. The transcript is spliced from 3 exons. The record is from RefSeq and is a predicted model, not a curated record. The annotation marks the transcript as partial. NCBI's taxonomy places the organism in Eukaryota, Metazoa, Arthropoda, Insecta, Hymenoptera, Formicidae.